Hyaloperonospora brassicae is the source of this 1989-nucleotide messenger RNA. The record is from the annotation of a GenBank genome assembly. Lineage: Eukaryota; Oomycota; Peronosporomycetes; Peronosporales; Peronosporaceae.
AUGUCCACCGCAAGUCCGCAAUCACCCGACCCGCGUCAACUGGACGUUGUUCUCAAGUGUCGGCGUGCGAGUGACGUGUCGUCCACGAGCGCGUACGACUUGGCGCUUGAUCGGAACGACUCGAACGGAGAAGAAGAGUGCGUGUCGCUUGCGUGGGACUCGGGGGAGAGCGAAGAGCGGACGGAAGCAGUGGCGCGGGCGACAGGAGCGACAGAGGACACGGAACGUCUCAAAGAGCAGGUGACGGCCGAGGAAAUUGUCGAGACGGAAAGCGAAGCGCUGAACGAGGAAACGUGUUCGAGCGAGACGCAGGACAGGUCCGGGUCGGCUGAAGUGUCUCGUGACAACGUGGAGAAAGACAGAGAGAACGAGGGGCAGAGCGAGGACAAGCAGCAAGUACCUCCAGCCCGGCCUGCCACGGCGAGAAGUGCCGAGUCGAGUUGUGUUUCGCGACGCCCGUUUGUUCCAUUGAUAUCCAGGAGCUGGCGCGUGCGAGCGAUGGAGUCCAAUUCGCAGAUCACACGCCUGAUGAAGGCUGCGCUGCUGCAGACCCUGCUGCACGCUAUUCGUACGGGGUCGGUGGAGGGAGUGAAGGUUGCGAUUGAGCGUGGGGUACAGGUGCAGUAUCUCGACAGUCGCCAGCGCAACCUGGUCAUGCUGGCGUCCAAGUGCGACACAGACGCUCGUUUGCACAUAACGAUUAUUCUGCUGGAUGCUGGCUGUGAUAUGAAUCACAAGGACCUGCUAGGCUGGAGCUGCCUGCACUAUGCCUGUGCAAGCGGGGCUAGCGAUGUGGCCGCAGAGCUCGUUCGUCGUGGAGCUCGCGUUGAGUUCAACCCGUACGGCUAUGGCCCCGAAGACUUUAAUAUCCCCAAGGUAGCGCGCGCGAAGAGCCUGUUACAACACACGGAGCAACUUCAGCACGAGCAGAACGUGUGCUCUGCUUGGGCGUACUUUCGUCGUCAGGCAGAGAAGUCUAAUUUUAGCGUCAAGUGCAAAUCGAACUGCGAUCUCGGCAAACCUCUGAGAGUCACGUUUCAAGCUCCUGCUGGGCAUAGUCCUCUGGACCGAAUCCGUGUGGUUGACAUGAACUCGGACGUAGCUCUCUGGCUACAGGUUUCCAAGACCUUUAGUAUUCCCGCGGGUGAUGUGGGUUCGAUCACAUUAGAUGUCGAGACACUAGACCGCCCAUCACUUUAUCGUAUCGUGUACGAGAAGUACGAGCCGAUGCCUAUCCAUCAAGCAACAGCUUCAGCCGCUGGCAGUAAUUUGUGCGUCAAGAACCUCGAUACAGGAUCGACCGUGUCGAUGGGCAGCGUCAAUACGCUGGUCUUGAAGGAGCUCAGGAGCUCUCGAUCAUCGAAGGCUUCAACAAAGCUGUCAAGUUCAUCUAGGCCAGCACCCAAAUCAGACAAAGCUGCGAGCGUGGUUCGAAGGGGAUCAACGACUCGGGCACGGGAGGUCGCUCAAAAGGUGUGCGAAGCGACAGUCGAGGAAGAUGAUGAAGAUGAAGAGGACAAAGAAGCUGCUUUUGCAGCUGAUGAGACGAUUACGGCUCAGGAGGUUGCGGAGCACCCAGCGGUAACGAGUAUUACGGGUGUAUACAAAAUCGUGGCUAUGGGGGUGGUCAGCGUUUCGACGAUGAGAACGGCCAAGGCGAAUGAAUAUGAAAUCUCGAUUCGUGACAAGGGCGUGCUUGGUCUCCAGUUGGUGCCUAAAAUCGAUGGCUCGAAGAGAUCUCCGCGUCUUAUUGUACGACGCAGCCAAGGCCAAGCAGCGGCCGUGAAUCCAGGUGAUUGUCUUGUUGCGAUCGGUAACGCCAACAUUGAGCACGCUGGUCUCAAGCACACGCUGUGGGCACUGAACGAUGCAAAACGGCCGCUCGUGCUUCGCUUUCGACGUGGAAAUGCAAACGAGAAAAGGAGUUUGUUCAUGACUGGUUUGUCCAAGCUGACGGGACCGCAUAGGCAUCCCGUGAUUUCGGUGUAG